GACCGUUUUCUCCGUCAGUGAUUAGAGGAGUUUUGACCACGCAAGGUGGUGAUAUUUAUUUCGAGUUCAUUUUUCAGUUUUAGAGCUCUUCAUACCAAUACGAUAGAAGUGUGUGUUGGAAUUUGAACCAUGUCAAGAGUGGGUGCAUUAUUUUCGAAGUCGCAAUUUUUUACAUAGAUUUGGAGAAUUUCUCACAAUUAAAAAUACUUUCGAAGGCAUACAGUGACCGAGUAUGCUAUAUAGUUCUGUGCUUCUAAAUUGAGAUGUUACAUGCCAUAUUCUAGUUGGAAUAUUUGCCCAAACCUAAUUAAAUCAAACUCGUGAUCAAUAGCAUGACUACAUUUGGAGCCGAUAAAAAUAUUACUUGAAUACAGUUAGAAGAAGUGCAUUAUACAUUAAAUUUAUUCAAUAUAAUCGAAAUCAAGGAGGUUGAUUCAAUUACAUAAAACCAGACAAUUUUACGAACUGAAAGCACUCCCCGGUAGGGUAGCUCAGUAGUGGAAAACGGCAGCCAGCAAACAAGAAGCAGUAAUUUCUGUCGUCGUGGUCGCGGAAUUUCCUUCGAUGUGUGUGCGAGCAGAAGCCUGCUGCUGCUGCUGGGUCACCAGCAACGAAUAAAACUUGUCCUCAAAGUGAAGGAAGAACGAAAACAAUUAAAACGUCAUCCAUUUUGACGUUUAACCCGAAGGAAAUAAACCAAAUAAACGGAUUACGAAUUGGGAAUGUCACAAUUAUAUUGAAUACUUUAUUGAAAGAAGUGUAAAUCGAAAAGUGAAUAAUUCUUCAAGUGUCAAGUGUUAUUCCGGAGAGUGAUCAAUUAGUGAAAAUUUCGGUGAAAACAGUUAUAGGAUUCGGCGGAACCGCAUGUGGAUACUUAAAUAUUUCUCAUAAAAUAAUUCUGGUGUUCUCAACCUUUCAGAAAGGGAUUAUUUACUUUUAAACGGAACCAGAGAUUACGACAGAAAGCGAUAGCUCUAGUGUCCCAGAAGAGCACGGUUAUGUAGACCAUAAUGGAUUUUCAUGACGAAUAGAGAAACUUAUCCAUUCAAGUGUCCCGAUCUUCAACGGAGUGUUAAUAGGUGGGACUUGUGAUCCCAGCAUUGUGUGGAAAUCGUAAUUGGCUAGCUAGGCUAGCAUCUGAGUUUGGUACGCCCUACGGCGACGCGGAAUAAGGAUAUCCGAUAGUUUGCAUUUGCAACAAGUUAGAAAAAAAAAAUAUCACAAUUCACCCCGACACGAUGUCACAUCACAGCGAUGAUCAGCUGCUGCAGGCUGGCAGCGAUUCGUUCUGGGAACCCGGCAAUUAUAAACGAACUACCAAGCGGAUAGAGGAUGGUUACAGAUUGUGUACAGAUCUGCAAACGUUGAUACAAGAACGGGCGGAAAUUGAGAAAGGAUAUGCCAAAAGCUUGAAAACAUGGUCGAAAAAAUGGGGCGAGCUGAUUGAGAAAGGUCCUGAGUACGGAACAACAGAGGCCGCUUGGAAGGGUAUCCUGACGGAGGCGGAUCGACUGUCAGAUGUGCAUCUUAAAGUCAAAGAAAAUCUAUGCACCGAUGUGAUGCAUCAAAUUAAAGUGUGGCAAAAGGAUAACUACCAUAAGACAAUGAUUCAAAUCAAGGAACGCAAGGAAAUGGAAGACCAAUUCAAAAAGGCGCAGAAACCUUGGGCAAAGCAUUUGGCUAAAGUGGAAAAAUGCAAAGCUGACUACCAUGCCGCCUGCAAGACUGAACGGUCAGCCACCAAUCAGGAGAAGAAUGCUACAAGCGACUCAUCGCUUUCCAGCGAUCAGCCCUUGCAGUUGAAGAAAAUGCAAGACCGAACCAUGCGUACCAAGGAAGAGGUGAACAAAUGUCGGGAGCGGUAUGAAGGCGCUCUGCAGGAGAUCAACAAAUACAAUCCUAUCUACAUUGAGGAUAUGACCUCGGUGUUUAGCAAGUGCCAAGAAAUGGAAGAGACUAGGUUACGCUUCUUCAAGAACGUGCUCUUCUCGAUACACAAGUGUUUGAACUUCUCGGAAGAUCCUAGUCUGCCGCAGAUCUACAAGGAAUUCCAUCAUACCAUCAAUAAUGCCGACCACCAGAAAGAUCUGAAAUGGUGGUCCAAUAAUCACGGUGUUAAUAUGGGUAUGAGUUGGCCCACGUUUGUGGAGUACACCGAAGAAUUCCGCGACAUCGCGAAGGGAAUCAAGUCGAAAGAAGCGUUACCCGCAGCGCCGAUCACGCUUAUACAUCAGCGACCCGUUGCCGAAGAUUUGCAUGAAUAUCCACCUCCAUCUAGCAACAACAAGAACAGCAUGAACCGCACCUCGGCCACGCUCAGUAUUAGCUCCAAUAGUAAUGCGAACAGUAAUUCGCAACGAGCCACGACGCCAAGCCAGGAAUCACCCAAGUCGGAGAAUGCAUCGAUCAAAAAUAGCGAUGCGGUAACAACCCCGACGCGGAUUUCUCCCGGACGAGGUGCUAGUGGAACGGCGGUUGUAACUAACGGUACCAACGGCAACGGUAAAGCCGGCGAAAACCCGUUUGACGAAGAGGAGGAAUGGGACGAAGGGGAUGGCAACGAUAAUAUUCUGGUUGACAACGGUGAGCCUGGUGUUCCGGUGAAAGCACUGUAUGAUUACGAGGGCGCGGAGAGUGACGAAUUGACGUUUAAAAUGGGUGAAGUCUUCGAAAAACUGGAGGACGAAGAUGAGCAAGGUUGGUGCAAAGGACGAAAGGACGGACGUGUUGGAUUGUAUCCGGCCAAUUACGUGGAACUAAUACCGGCGUAAAAGUAUUUGCUUUCAAAAUCGUGUGUGUUUGUUCCUCGUUCAAGGGGGGGAAGGAGGGAAGAUUGUAGAGUAUUAUCGGAUAUAGGGCGGCCAGUCGGAGUCGCAAGCAAACAAGUGCGGUAUUCGGUUCAUUUAUUUUUAAUAACACGUUUACCAACUAUCACAUAUAAUUUUUUUUACCCAAAACCAGUCACAGCAGAUCGUUAAGUCAUGAUGUUGGAGUUUCUUUUUGAGAGAGAAAUAAAUUUAUAACGUUUGUCUUUUUUUUAGUUCAAACGCAUUUGAUUGGUAUGUUAAAUAUUUUACAUGCGGCAACUGCGAUGUUAAUCACUAUCGGAACAGUAUAAAAUCUUGCUUUACGCCUGAGAUUUGAGUUGUUUCUGGGUAUCAGCGUGAAGAUUUUGCUCGUUAUUAGAACCUUGUGUUGUAAACAGAAGUAUUCCCAAGAAAGAAAUCCAUAUUAGACCUACAAGGGCUAAGAUUUCUGUUCAGGCAGAUUUAUACGAUUAAAAUUGAUAAACUUAACUGUUGAUUUGCUUGUUUCUAGUGACAUGUUGUUAACAUUCAUUAACAUAGUUUAUGGCUCCCAAAAGGAAACCUUUCAACCCACACUGUUGUAUCUUUAAGCUCGGCUCAAUCAUCAGAAAUUUGUGCGGGUCGUAAAUGAAUGAAGCUACCCGUAGGUUGAAAUAUAGUGGCUACUCGCUUUUUAACGAGUAAAAUUCAACAUUUGACGAAAGUCAGUUUAUUUUUCGAAGUCAAAACAAUUAUUCAACUGCGGGAUUUUCCUAGACUAUAACAUCAGACGCUUCCAAGGCAGUUUGAAACGAUAUUAAGCUCACAUACUGAACAUACCAUAGCUAAAUACUGACUGAAGCGUUUUGUGCGAAUACGGAAUGGUAGUCCCUGAAAAGGAACGUUGGAUACACUUAGUCAAGUUUGUUAAACUAUUUUAGUGUAAAAGAAUUUAAUGAUAAACAAAAUGAUAGAAUAAAUAAAAAGAAAACAAAACAAAAUGUUUAAGCUAAGAUGCAUUUAUUCGUAGGACAGAUUCAUAUUUGCAUGUAAAGCGAAACAAAGUUUUGUGUUUACUUUGAGGUAUAUCUGGAGAUCCAUUAUGAAGUAAAUUAUCGAGAGCUUGGAAACACUUUCGAUAUAUUCUUACACGAAAUACAUUUCUGGUUCUUUAUUAUUUCAACAAUCGGCAGUAUUUGAACCAUAUUUCGUUCUGAGCAAUGAAACCUUUUCUGUGCUGUUUAAACCUCUUCCCAAAUCUUCAUUAACAGUCGAACAAUUAUCACAGUCAACAGUCGAUUUCUAGCAAAACUAAGCGAAGCCACAAAUUGAAAAAAAUGCCAAAAAUAUGGGACUAAUAUGUUACAAAGCAUCAAAGCAAAACAAACAUUUACAAGCAACAGAAACCACCAUCGAAGCGAUGUUGUAUAUUAAAUACAGUGUAGAUGUAUUGUAGAAACAGCACAUACAUUUUUAGAGCUAUCAACGUAUCAAGGUAUCAUCGAACGUUAUACACAGAUCUUAUCGAGUUUCAAUAUUUUUUUUCUGGCCGAUGCGCCUGGCGGAAAAAAGUGAUUCAUACAUAACGAAUCCAGAAGAGACUCUAGUGUUGGCAAAAAAAAGUUCACAACCGAUGGAAACUACAGCGAAUCGAACUGUUAAUCUGACUUCUGGCUCACAAAAAAAACUAUACAAUAUGAAUUGUUACUAGUAGAAGUGAAACACUUUUACUAAGGUAUUUGAAAUAUGAAAAGUUGUGAAAUUCUGUCGCUAGAUUGAAGCAAGUUGUGUAACAUACCAUGUUUUGAGGACAAAUGCUAAAGAAAAAAGCAGAAUUGUAAGUUUAAGUAGAUGAUAGAAGAUUAAGUUAUUUAUACAUAAUUAGUGAAGUUGAA
Messenger RNA from Malaya genurostris, 4681 nucleotides. It is a transcript of the gene Synd, whose product is annotated as protein kinase C and casein kinase substrate in neurons protein 1. Gene Ontology annotation, cellular component: cytoplasm; endosome; plasma membrane. The record is from RefSeq and is a predicted model, not a curated record. Lineage: Eukaryota; Metazoa; Arthropoda; Insecta; Diptera; Culicidae. Gene Ontology annotation, molecular function: phospholipid binding; protein binding. Gene Ontology annotation, biological process: regulation of endocytosis; plasma membrane tubulation; cytoskeleton organization. Bases 1239 to 2771 code for a protein of 510 amino acids. The transcript has 11 exons.